Molecule: messenger RNA, 1521 nt
Organism: Sclerotinia sclerotiorum 1980 UF-70
Lineage: Eukaryota; Fungi; Ascomycota; Leotiomycetes; Helotiales; Sclerotiniaceae
Exons: 3
Coding region: 1-1521 (506 amino acids)
Biological process (GO): regulation of DNA-templated transcription
Molecular function (GO): histone acetyltransferase activity
Source: RefSeq, a predicted model, not a curated record
AUGACGGGUCCUUCACAGGAUAAGGAUAGUAAUGUAGGAACACCGGCACCUAAACAGAAGAGUAAAGCGACGAUUGAUACUUUGAGGGUAGGAUGUAUAGCUAUGGUUCAGAAGGAUGGUGCACUUAGAAGAGCAGAAAUUCUAAGUAUAAAAGAGACGAAAAGUGGUCGUCAAUUUUAUUGCAAUUUUGACAAUUUCAAUAAACGUCUAGAUGAAUGGGUUCCAGCUAUACGAAUAGAUUUUACUCAAGAUGUUGAAUGGCCAGCUCCAGAAAAACCAAAGGAUAAAUCCAAAGCUGCUCCAGCUGGAAAGAAAACCAGCGUGGGUAAGAAGAAGAAUCAAAAACGUCCAGCGCAAGCAAGUAAAAGAGAAGAUUCCGUCAUUUCAGAAUCAGGUUCAAAUGCUCAACCUUGGUCGGAAUUUGCUGAUUCUCAAAGACAAACUCCUGAUGUUGAUGGAGAUGGAGAUGCAAAACUUACCGUGGCAUUAGAUCUUGAUGCUACUCCUGAAGCAAAUGAUCCUAUGGAUGUGGAUGAAGCGGCAGCUGAAGCAGCAAAUGCGAAGAAUGAACCCGUUCAACAUUUCAGUCGAGAAGAAGAAAUUGAAAAGUUAAGAACUGGAGGUUCCAUGACACAAAAUCAAGCCGAAAUAUCACGAAUUCGAAAUAUUUCCAAAGUUCAAUUCGGUAAAUUCGACCUUUACCCUUGGUAUUUCUCUCCUUAUCCAGAAGUCUUCACUCAAGAGGAUCUAAUGUACAUUUGUGAAUUUUGUUUAUCUUAUUACGGAGAUCUCAAAUCGUUUACUCGACAUCGUCACAAGUGUACAUUACAACAUCCUCCUGGAAAUGAAAUCUAUCGAGAUGAUUACGUUUCAUUCUUCGAAAUUGAUGGUCGUCGUCAACGAACUUGGUGUCGAAACUUAUGUCUCAUAUCGAAGAUGUUUCUCGAUCACAAAACUCUUUACUACGAUGUGGAUCCUUUCCUCUUCUAUGUCAUGUGUUCCGUAGACGAAAAGGGAUUUCAUCUCGUAGGAUAUUUUUCAAAAGAGAAAGAAAGCGCAGAUGGAUACAAUGUAGCUUGUAUCCUCACACUUCCCCAAUACCAACGUAAAGGAUACGGACGUCUCCUCAUCAAUUUCUCCUACGAACUUUCCAAAAUCGAAGGAAAACUCGGCUCUCCCGAAAAACCCCUCUCGGAUCUCGGUCUCCUCUCCUAUCGACAAUACUGGACCGAACGCAUCGUCGAGGAACUCUUAAUCCACAACGAAAGAGAUGAAAGAAUAAGCAUAGAAGGUCUAUCCCAAAAACUUAGCAUGACGAGCGCAGAUGUGGAACAUACGUUACAAGCGUUGAAAAUGCAGGUUUAUCAUAAGGGGGAACAUAAGAUGGUUUUACCGACGGCGUUGAUUAAGAGACAUGAGGCGAUGAGGGAGAAAUAUAAGUUGAGACCGAAGAGGGUGAUUGAUCCCGCGAGGAUCGUGUGGAAACCGUUUAAAUUGGUGGAUAGGACUUGGGGGUGGUAG